AUGGGUGAUGUCUGCUGCUAUUCUCCGUUUACACUCAUGAACAAGGCGACUGGAUUUUGCUUAAUAAAAAGAUCUUCCCGUUGCCAAGACAUACGCUGGACAACCGGCGACCGUCUUUUUGUAACGUCCAGCAAAAAGUGCAUUGGAGCGCAGGGCAAAAGUGUGGGGAGUGAAGUGAGCCAAUACGACUGCGACGAGAAAAGCUCACUCCAGAAGUGGGAAUGCAAGAAUGGAACGUUGCUCGCUCUCAAAGGCCAGCAGUUAUUCAUUGAAGUCAAAGCUGAUGAAUCGAUCAUGCUGUCCAGGACUGUCGGGCCGAAUAACUACCUUACAAUCUCAGGGACAGCUAGUGGUGCCUGCACGAGAACUUAUAGAGAACAUUACACCAUAGGUGGAAAUUCCUUUGGUAAGAUCUGCAUGUUUCCCUUCAUGUACAAAGACCAAUGGUAUGGAGAAUGCACCAGGUUUGACUCCAAAGUGAAGCGCAACUGGUGUGCAACUGAAACUAAAUACGAGCACGAACAAUGGGGGUACUGCCCAACUUCUUCCACUGAGCACUGGACCCAAAACGUUGUUACUGGAGCGUAUUAUCAGGUGAACAUGCAGUCAGCUCUGACUUGGUCCCAGGCUGACACCAGCUGCAAACAGCAGGCUGCGUCUCUGGUCAGCAUCGUGGAUCCAGCAGAGAAGGCCUUCAUCACAGCACUGCUGACCUCAGGGAGGAACCGACUCUGGAUUGGAUUAACUCUGAACGAAGAACACGGCUGGCAGUGGACUGAUGGGAAACCUGUCCGUUAUCUGAGAUGGGAUACUGGACAUCCACUUCCCAAUCCGGGACAUAGCUGUGCUGUUAUCGACUCUGCUGGCCAGUACAAAUGGCAGAGUUCAUCCUGCUCCAAGAAAAUGGGCUACAUUUGCUACAAAGGUGGAACGCUGACAGCUCCUCAGCAAUUUGAACAAGGGUUUUGCUCGAACCAUUGGAUCCCGUACAACGGUCACUGUUUUUAUCUUCAGCGCACUGCUCAGACUUGGUCUGAUGCUCAGAGAGAGUGCCGCAAGGAGGGAGGCGAUCUCGUGAGCCUCCGUAACGUGGAGGACCAAAGCUUCGUCAUUUCUCAACUUGGAUAUGCAUCCAGUGAUGAGCUUUGGAUUGGACUGAAUGACAAGACUACAGAAGGCCUGUUUGACUGGAGUGACCACUCCACAGUUACCUUCACCAGCUGGGAGUUUGAAGAACCAAACUUCACCACUGAGGAUGAAGACUGUGUUCUCAUCAGAGGGGAGAAUGGGAACUGGGCAGAUCGCGCAUGUGGUGAAAAACAUGGAUUUAUUUGUAUGAAGCAAAGUUCUACCGAAAGAACUGAAGAUGAAGUGGAGACAAACAUUGGCUGCAAAGCUGGGUGGAAAAAACAUGGUUCCUACUGCUACUUUGUAGGAAUUGAGACAAAGACCUUUGAUGAAGCUAAAGAAGACUGCAAGAGCUCAGACUCCUACUUGGCUGAUGUCUCAAAUGGUGUGGACAAUGCUUUCCUUGUGAGCCUGGUGGGACUGAGACCAGAGAAACAUUUCUGGCUUGGGCUCUCCAAUCUGAACAACAUUGAUGUUUUUGCUUGGACCAACUCAGACUCUGUCAGAUUUACUCAUUGGAACGCUGGGAUGCCGGGCUAUCAACAGGGCUGUGUUGCCAUAGCAACUGGGAUUUCGGCUGGACUAUGGGAUCUGCUACCCUGCACCAAUCAGGAAAAGUACAUUUGCAAGCACGUAGCUGACGGGGCUGUUGCAACAGUGCCACCGCCGACCCAGACUCCUCCCCAGUGUGCAGAAGGUUGGAAUCGAGUAGGAACAAGGAGCGUUUGCUCCAAGUUUUUCACAGGUCCUCGAUCCCACGAGAAGACCUGGUUUGAGGCUAGAGAUUACUGCAGGAUCAUAGGAGGAGAUCUGCUGAGCAUCCACAGUGCAGCGGAGCUAAUUGUGAGCCAUCGAGGUGGAAGGGGUUGGAUUGGACUUCACGUUGCAGAUCCAAACACUGGUUACACGUGGAGCGAUGGAAGUCCGCUUAACUUUCAGCACUGGCAGGAAGGAGAGCCAAACAAUUUUAACAACGAUGAAUCCUGCACUGAAUUCACAUUACACAACUGGGAUGAGUCCGGCUCUUGGAAUGACCUGAACUGUGAGAGUUUCAACGACUGGCUGUGUCAGAUCCGUGCAGGAGUGACUCCAAAACCACCUCCUAAUGAUACAGCAGCCGAUUUUAAUACGACUACAAACGGUUGGCUCGUGUGGAGAGGAAAACAGUAUUUCAUUAACAGAAUGGCGAAGUCGAUGGAAGAAGCUCGUCACUUCUGCCAGCAGAGACACAGCGACCUGGCAGUGGUCAACAGCAAAGAAGAAAACAUUUUCUUGUGGAAACAGAUAUCCAGAAGCUAUGGAUCAUUUUACAUAGGUUUGUCUGUGGACCUUGAUGGCUCAUAUUGGUGGUUGGAUGGUACGUCAGUGACGUAUAAAAGAUGGGACGAGAAUCAGCCGAAUACCGAGGCCUUCGAUGAGAACUGUGUUGCAAUGGGUUAUCACAUGGGUUACUGGCGCACUCAUAAUUGUGGAAGAGAGCUUCAGUCCAUCUGCAAACGAACAAACACGCCUCCUGUGAACACCACAGCUGCCCCGACCGUCCCUCCUACUGGAGGCUGCCAAAAACUGUGGACCAAGUUUGGAUCAAAGUGUUACAAGAUAAUAAAUAACCGCAAGAGCACAUGGCAAGAAGCACGAGAACAAUGCAACAAUAUGCAAGCUAACUUGGUCUCCAUUUCCACAAGACAAGUGCAAGCAUUCUUGACCAUGAACUUGCUCGACGUACCAAAUACUGAUUUGUGGAUUGGUUUGAACAGUUUAAAUCAAGAAGGAUUUUUCUGGACUGAUGGAAAAACACGACAAUACACCAAUUGGGGUUAUUCUAAAAAUCAACGCCGUUUUGGAUCAUUUUAUCAAAGAUGGAAUGAGGAGGAGUGUGUGGUGGUGACCACUAGGUCUUCUUUUGGGAUUGGGAAAUGGUUGAUUAAGCCCUGCAAUGAUACCUAUGGAUAUGUUUGCCACAAAAAUAUCAAUCCAAGUAUCAAGCCACAACCAGACUCAAUAGAACCCAGCAUUUAUCAGAAUGUGGGGAAUGACAGCAUCAAGGUCGUGACUCAAAUGCUGUCCUGGGAAGACGCCAAGAAACGCUGCGAAAGCGACAAAGCCAACCUGGCCAGCUUGCGUAAUGAGUGGACCAACGCCUACGCUGAGCUUUUGGCUUCCACGCUCAAAACUCCUCUGUGGAUCGGACUGAACAAAAAUAAGACUGGAGGUUAUUUCAGGUAUGUUGAUGGCUGGCGCAUGAGCUCUGCCAACUGGGCUGAAAAUGAACCAAGCAGGGACAAACCAUGUGUGUACGUAGACGUGGAAGGAAAAUGGAAGACUGCUUACUGCAACCAGACUAUGAACAGCAUUUGUAUACAGUCGUCAGAUGUUCCUCCGACAGACUCCACCUCAUUUCCUGGACGCUGCCCUGAAGAUACUAACGUAGAGUACCAGGAUAGUUACACCUGGCUGCCUUUUAGAGGCUACUGUUAUUUGUUCGUCACAGAUGAAAUUGAAUGGGCAGACGCCGCUAGCAGCUGUGUACGACACGGUGGAAUCCUUGCAAGUAUUGAAGACCCUACUGAGCAAGAAUUUAUCAAAAGCAACAUUGAAGUACUUCAAGAUAGCCAUUCUUCUUUCUGGAUCGGCCUAUUUAAAACACACAAAGGAACAUGGUUGUGGUUAGAUAAAACAAUCCUUGACUUUGCAAACUGGGCUCCAGACGAGCCAGAUUCUGAUUAUGGUGCCAUCAGAAGCUUAGAUGGGACUUGGAGUUCGGGUCGCAGGUGGCACGACAGAGCGUACAUCUGUAAAACACCCAAAGUUCCAGAAACAGAGGGAGAAUCAAAACCCGAGCCUCAUGGAAGUGAAGAUCAUCGCAGUCGUGUCCACACGAGUUUGGUAGUCGUGCUGCUCAUCGCCAUAAUCUCCUCACUGAUGGUCGUUGCUUUCUUUCUCUAUAAGAGGUCCCCUCGCUCACUCCCCACCUUUGAAAAUCCACUCUACUUCAACAACGAGAAGUCCCAGCCGGAUGUGAUCGACACCAAUAAACUGAUAGAGAAUGCAGAAAACACUGAGACUUUUAUAACUCUGUGAUUCACAAAG
Nematolebias whitei (Rio pearlfish) is the source of this 4218-nucleotide messenger RNA. RefSeq names its product macrophage mannose receptor 1. The record is from RefSeq and is a predicted model, not a curated record. NCBI's taxonomy places the organism in Eukaryota, Metazoa, Chordata, Actinopteri, Cyprinodontiformes, Rivulidae. The transcript is spliced from 31 exons. The coding region runs from base 1 to 4209 and encodes 1402 amino acids.